Cornus florida is the source of this 894-nucleotide messenger RNA. RefSeq names its product classical arabinogalactan protein 9-like. Bases 1 to 894 code for a protein of 297 amino acids. The record is from RefSeq and is a predicted model, not a curated record. The transcript has a single exon. Lineage: Eukaryota; Viridiplantae; Streptophyta; Magnoliopsida; Cornales; Cornaceae.
AUGGAUGUCAUGAGUAUGGUGGCCACACAAUUGGAUUCCAAAGACACUGUACCUUAUAGUGUGAAUUCACCACUCUCUCUACCACCCUAUGAAUCACUUGCACCAAUUCCCUUGCCCGAAAAUACCCCUCCAUUUUGUUUAUAUCCACCAUCUACCCCACAACCUCCUCCUACAACCAUUCCAACCCCAGGUGGUGGAUACAACCCAUCACCAACAAUUCCUAUUCUAAGCCCACCUCCAAGCCCAAUCGUCACAGUCCCUAGCCCAACAGAAUAUGUUCCAUCCCCGAAUCCACCGGAAAGUGUUCCCGGCCCACCUAGUUUGGUCCCAAGUCCACCAGAAAAUGUACCUAGUCCUCUUAUCUAUGUUCCAAGUCCAACUGAACCUGUACUGAGCCCACCUUCUUAUGAGCCGAGCCCUGUUCUGAGCCCACCUUCUUAUGAGCCUAGCCCUCCAAGUUCUGUUCCAAGCCCAUCCUCCAGCGUUCCAUCCCCGGCAGGGUUUGGUCCAAGCCCACCCUCUACGGUACCAUCCCCUUUUGGGUUUGCUCCUAGCCCACCGGUUUUCCAGCCUCCUGUGGUGUACCCACCACCCAGGGGGCCACCACCUCCCCACACUGGCCCAAAAAUUACUCUCUGGUGCGUCGCUAAGCCCGCAGUGCCUGACCCGAUUAUUCAAGAAGCCAUGAACUACGCUUGUGGGUCUGGUGCAGAUUGUGAUUCAAUACAGCCCAGUGGAUCAUGCUUUGAGCCCAACACAGUGCUUGCACAUGCUUCAUAUGCUUUCAACAGUUACUGGCAGAGAACCAAGGUGGCUGGAGGCACGUGUGACUUUGGAGGUGCAGCAAUACUAGUCUCUGUGGACCCCAGUGAGUUCCUCACAACUGAAUUAUGA